Messenger RNA from Daucus carota subsp. sativus, 3912 nucleotides. Its product is annotated as filament-like plant protein 4. The record is from RefSeq and is a predicted model, not a curated record. Bases 485 to 3775 code for a protein of 1096 amino acids. The transcript has 6 exons. Lineage: Eukaryota; Viridiplantae; Streptophyta; Magnoliopsida; Apiales; Apiaceae.
UAUAGGACCUAUGAAAUAAUGAAAUUUAUUGGAUUUCCUAUUCGAAUAAAUUUUCCGGAAUUAGAUGUGAUCUACGCGCAUGCUAGGCUAGAAAAAGGAGUAGUGAGUGAAUGAAAAUGACAGAGCACCCAGAACCAAAAAAUAAAAAUUCAAGUCAUGAAUCUGACAUUUCGAAAUUUAUUGUUUUCUGGGAACAAAUAAUAACACAGUUCUUCUAUGUAUGUAUGUCAGAAUGGAAUACCACUUAACUUAAGUGAGUAUGAUGUUAUACUAUUUUAUAUGGUAUCACGGAACACACAGAGUCGACAACAAACCCUGCUGAAAUUGGAUUAGUAAUAGACCAGUAGUUCAUGUUCUUUUCAGUCGAAGCAUUUAAAAUUCGAGUAAUGGUUUAUUACUUUGUUUCCGAUUGAUUUGCUAUGCUGUUAUCUCGCUGCCUGAUAUCAUUUCAGAUAUUUGCCUAAUUCUGCCUAUACAUUCCGUUAUGGACCGACGGAGUUGGCCCUGGAAAAAAAAAUCUUCGGAUAAAUCAGCUACCGAGAAAGUAAUUGCUACAUUAGAAUCUGCCGGUGCUCCAGAUCUAGCUGGAUCUGUGGCUAAGCAGGAUAACAGCAAAAAGACCAAGUAUGUCCAAUUAUCUGUAGAGUCAUAUUCACAUCUAACUGGAUUAGAGGAUCAAGUGAAGUCAUAUGAGGAUAGAGUACAGAAAUAUGAGGAGCAGAUUACUAUAUACAAAGAUAGAGUAAAGGAAUAUGACGACCAGAUGACUUCUUACGAUGAUAAAGUGAAAGAAUUAGAAGAUGAAGUGGAGGAACUGAAUGAGAAGCUAUCCGCAGCAAAUUUAGAGAUGGUGACCAAGGAAGGUCUUGUAAAACAGCACAGUAAAGUUGCUGAAGAAGCUGUUUCAGGUUGGGAAAAGGCUGAGGCAGAAGCUCUGGAUCUGAAAAAUCAUCUAGAAUCGGUUACACUACUAAAGCUAACUGCCGAAGAGAGAGCAUCACAUUUAGAUGGCGCUUUAAAAGAGUGUAUGCGACAAAUUAGAAAUCUGACAGACGAGCACGAGCAGACACUUCAUGAAGUUGUUGUUAUGAAAACAAAAGAAUGUGACAUGAUAAAGCUUGAGCUUGAAACACAGUUAGAUAACUUAGGACAAGAACUUCGUAGAUCUGUUUCUGACAACACAGCAAUUUCAAGGUCUUUGCAAGAGCGCUCUAACAUGCUGGUUAAGAUCACUGAAGAAAAAUCUCAAGCUGAAGCGGAGAUUGAACAAUUGAAGAGCAAUGUUGACUCUUGUGAAAGGGAAAUAAAUUCCCUCAAAUAUGAACUACAUAUAGCUGCUAAAGAGUUAGAGAUUCGUAAUGAGGAAAAAAACAUGAGUGUCAGAUCUGCAGAAAUUGCAAACAAACAACAUUUAGAAGGGGUAAAGAAGAUUGCUAAGCUAGAAGCAGAGUGUCAACGUUUGCGUGGUCUUGUCCGGAAAAAGUUGCCAGGACCAGCUGCGCUGGCUCAAAUGAAACUCGAAGUUGAGAGCAUGGGCAGGGAUUCUGGAGAAAGUCGUUUAAGGAGGUCACCUGUAAAGCCUCCUUCUAGUCCCCGCAGUCCACACAUGUCCACUUUCACUGAAUUCUCACAUGAUAAUGUACAAAAGUACCAGAAAGAAAUUGAGUUACUAACUGAACGCUAUUUGGCAAUGGAAGAAGAAACAAAAAUGCUCAAGGAAGCGUUGGCCAAGCGAAAUAGUGAAUUACAAGCUUCCAGAAGUGUGUGUGCCAAGACAGUCAGCAAAGUUCAAAUUUUGGAAGCACAAUUGCAAGCAAAUAAUCGACAAGGACACACAUCAAAAAUUGAUGGUCAAAUUGUGUCUGAAAAUUACUUCAGUCAAAAUGCAUGUAACCCACCCAGUCUAACAUCCAUGUCAGAAUAUGGACAUGAUGAUGAAGCAAGUUGUGCUGGGUCUUGGGCUAUGUCUGAGCUCCCCAGUUUUAACAAGGGAAAGAACAUCGAAAGUCCAAGAAAAAGUGGAAAUCCAUAUAGGAUAGGGCUGAUGGACGACUUUCUAGAGAUGGAAAAGUUGGCACAUUCAUCUAAAUCUUCAAAUGAAACUAGUCCAAGUUCUGAUUCGAGUACCAGAACAUUUGAAAAUGUGAAUCAUGAUUUGUCAGAGGCCACUGUGGGUUUACAACUUAAAGAUCAGCCACUUUCAGAAUCUUUAAAUAUUAGUUCGAACGGGGAGGAUCUGUCGCCAUGUUUGAAACUCCAGUCAAAGAUCUCACUGAUAUUUGAGUCCGCGUCGAAAGAAUCUGAUUUGAAAGAACUUUUGGAACAUAUCCGAAACGUAGUACAGGACAUGGAUGCAAGUUUGCAUCAGAGUUCAGUGAGCUCUACUAAUACUGCAGGUGAUUGUCCAGCUUUACCUGAGAACUCCAUGGACAUUGCUGGUAAAGUAUCCUCUUUGUCUCAGGAAACCCACAAACCAUCUGAAGCUGUUCAUAUAAUUGAUGAAGAUAUGGUGGCUGCUGUAUCUCAAAUUCAUGAAUUUGUAUUGCUACUUGAAAAAGAGUUUAGAGCUGUCCAGAACUCAUCACUGGAAGGUGACGAGUUAACUAAAAUAUUGGGGGAAUUCUCUGCUGCUUUUGAUGAGGUUAAAAACAGCAAUAUAAGCUUGAACGAAUUCGUUAUUUCCCUUUCCCGUGUAUUCAGCAAAGCCAGUUAUUUCCGUUUUGAUGUCCUGGGUUACAAACAUAUCGAUACUGAAGGAAGUACUUCUGAUUGCAUAGACAAAGUUGCUUUACCUGAGAACAAGGUAGUUACAAACUCUACACAGAGGUAUGCAGAUGGCUGUGCUCAUUUUUCUGAUUCAACAUCUGAUCCUGACAUUCCCCAUGAAGGUGCUUUUGUCCCUACCUCUGAAGUGAAAUCCUCAUGGACUUGCUCACUGAAGGACUUGGAGUUGCUAAAAUCAGAAAAAGACAACACUAUAAUUGAUCUAGCUAGAUGUACUGAAGAUCUAGAAUCCACUCGGUCCCGGUUACAGGAAACAGAAGAACUUCUUGCUGAAGUUAAAUCACAACUGGCAUCUGCUCAAAAAGUGAAUGGUCUAGCCGAGACACAGCUGAAAUGUAUGGCUGAAUCAUACAGGUCUCUAGAAAAGCAUGCAGAGGAGUUACAAAUUAAGGCAGAUUUUCUACAGGCUAAAGCAGAUAGUUUGGAUAGUGAGCUUCAAGUGGAGAGGAGGAAUCACGAGGAUUCUCUUGCCAGAUAUAAUGAUCUUCAAGAAGAAUUGAAAAGGAUCGAGAGCUUUCCAGUAAAUCAAGUUGAUGCCAAGAGUAGUCAGGAGACAGAGUUAGCGGCUGCAGCUCAAAAGCUAGCAGAAUGUCAAGAAACUAUUUCUCUUCUAGGCAAGCACCUGAAUUCAAUGCGCCCUCAAAUGGAAUCUGGCGGGUCUCUAACCAAGGAGAUGAUUCUAAAGAAGGAUGGAAUCUUCACUGAAGAUAAACUAACAAGUAUCAUGAAUAUGCAGGAUGGUAAUAAAUCUGAGUCUGAUAGUUUUCGUUCAAAUAUGCAUCGAGCUGGUAGUGACUCGGAUAUAUUUAAUACACCACUUUCUCCAUCCUUUUCUGAAGCAAACAAUCUAUCAAGAUCACCAAUCACUUCAAAGCAUUAUCCCAAGCACAGGCCAACUAAGUCAGGCUCUUCUUCCUCUUCAAACCCAACAUCAGAGAAACACAGAGGAAUUAGUAGAUUCUUUUCUACGAAAACAAAGAUUGAGCACUAGGUCUAGUUGUUUACUGUGUGCAUGGUUUUAUAUCAAGGCUUUUUAUUUAAUUGUACCAAGAAUCAUCCGUUCGUAUGUUCUGUAAAUAAACACAUAUUUAAUAUCUUGCUCUACAGCUCCAGUAUUCUUAUUCUCCA